ACAACCUCAACUGUGAGUGAUAAAUAAAUACAUGAGGAGCAGCAUCUAUGGUUUUGGGCAUGAUUUUCUGAAAAAAUUUAAUAAGCCCAACAACUUAAGGAACAUUGGCCCAACAAAAACUGUUAUGUACAAACUACUACUUCAAUUUCCCCUAGUCCAAAAAAUUCCUAAAGAGAAAUUGCAUCCACUCAAAAGAAAAUGUAAGGUGAGGCGAGGAAGGCCCUUCUUUUCCAGUAAAUUAAUUCAUGAAGAAGCAAUUGCGGACAUGCCAAAUCAGCAUGCGAUUCAGCUGUUUCCACCACCACACGUAUAUAUCAUCUGCCAUAUCAAUGUUAUCACCUCACAUUCACAAAUUUACUACUUCAUCGUUGCACUCCAUAAUCUGCAGAUAUAUAGUAUAUUGUUGCAUGUUCACAACCAUAUCUCUACUACCUUUCUUCUUCUCUCCAAGAAAAUAGUAAUAAGUGUCUUCUUAGGCCAUUUUCAAUUUAUUAGAGAAAUAAUGGUUUGUGCUCUCUCCGGGGCUCGCUUCACUACUGUUCCCUGGAGCUGUCAUGCUGAUCACAGGAAAAAUCCCGGUUUCCCUUUCUUCUUCACUCCACACUUCCAGUUAUCAAGGAAGAUUUUUGCUGGAAAGUCUUCAUAUGGUUCUCAGAUCUCAUCUUUCACGGUUAUGGCAUCAGAGAAGGAGCUUAUGACUACAGAGGAUAAACGUUACAACUUCACACUGUUGCCUCAUACCAGUGAAAUUUGCAGCUAUCAUGGAAAAUUUACGCUGUUGAAUAAGCCAAUUGAGAAAAGUGUGAUAUCAUUACGUUGUGGAGUGCUAAAUGCUCCAUCACUUAAUUAUCUUAAACUCUUGAUGAUGUGUGGAUUGUUCACUCUUCAAAGUACUGAGCAAGCACUUGCCGGUACAGAUACUGCUAGCAGCCUGCAAUCCUUUUCCUUUUUAGGGGAUCUCAGCGAUAUUAGCACAGGUUUUGCUUCAGCAUUCUUGUUGAUAUUUUUUUCCGAACUUGGCGAUAAAACCUUCUUCAUUGCGGCACUUCUAGCUGCUAGGAACUCUGCUGCUGUCACUUUCGUUGGGACUUUUGGGGCACUAGCGGUAAUGACGAUUAUCUCUGUUAUUCUUGGACGAACUUUUCACUAUGUUGAUGAUAUCCUUCCAUUCAGAUUUGGGAAUGCAGAUUUGCCUAUUGAUGAUCUUGCUGCAGUUUGCCUCCUGGUAUAUUUUGGUGUUUCAUCCUUGCUUGAAGCCUCCUCCAGUGAUGGCCUAAAAGCAGAAGAAGAACAGAAGGAGGCAGAGCUGGCAGUUUCAGAACUUUCAGGAUCUGGUGCCGGUAUUCUGGCUGCUGCUAACACAGUGUUUAGCACGUUUCUGUUAGUUUUUGUCGCUGAAUGGGGUGAUAAGUCUUUUUUCUCUACGAUAGCACUUGCUGCGGCCUCGUCACCUCUUGGAGUCAUUGCAGGAGCACUCGCUGGUCAUGGAGUAGCAACAUUGCUUGCUGUUCUGGGUGGCUCUUUCCUGGGGACAUACCUCUCUGAGAAGGCAAUCGCGUACAUUGGUGGUACUCUGUUCCUUGUGUUUGCUGCAGUUACAUUAAUAGAGAUCGUGAGCUAGAGACGACCAAAAUUCUAUCUCCAGAGGGCGACUAAAUGUGAUUCAUAAUACUAGAAAGAGAUAGAAAGAGGCAGCAAGUAACUUUGAUGAAUUUUGUAAUGGUGUAGGAUAAAGGGGUUCAAUGUUUCCCACAUCCUAUAUAUUAGGAAUGUAAAGUUAGAGAGGCAUGAUGUGAAACAGUAGUAGAGUUGAUUUGAUUACUGAAAGGAGUUUGAAGGCAUUUCAUCUUAGUAAUA
This is a messenger RNA of Sesamum indicum (sesame), 1857 nucleotides long. RefSeq names its product protein PAM71, chloroplastic. Lineage: Eukaryota; Viridiplantae; Streptophyta; Magnoliopsida; Lamiales; Pedaliaceae. Gene Ontology annotation, molecular function: manganese ion transmembrane transporter activity; calcium ion transmembrane transporter activity. The record is from RefSeq and is a predicted model, not a curated record. Gene Ontology annotation, biological process: manganese ion transmembrane transport; calcium ion transmembrane transport; Golgi calcium ion homeostasis. Gene Ontology annotation, cellular component: chloroplast thylakoid membrane; Golgi apparatus.